CACUCACUCACACGCACACCGGCUAGUGCACUUCACAAGCCUGUAAGAUAUUCAGGACACACACACUUCAAUUCAAACGGUGUGUGUGUGUGUGUGUGUGUGUGUGAGAGAGAGAGAUACACUGAAACAUAUGGAGCUCUUUGUGUGGAAUAAAGUUUUAAUCCUCCUGCUGUGUCACUUCCUGGAGUUCACACUCUGCUCUAAGGACAACGGGGGCUGGGGGCUGGACAACAGUCUGGAUGAUGAAGGGAGCUGUAACAUUGACGUCAGAGACGCUGCAACAAUCACACACACACAGUUCCUGCAGGAGUAUGCCUUUACCAAACCAGUGAUCUUAAGAGGAAUUACAGACAACACAGAGUUCCAGUUCUUGUGUUCCAAGCCGAGUUUACUGAAGGACUACCAGGACAAGAUAGUCCGCCUGAGCACGGCCAACACACACUCCUACAGGAAAGUGGACGUGAGGUUUGAUGAGUUUGUGACGUCGCUGUUGACGCCUCAGUCUGAGAAAACCCUGGGCAGUGAUACACUCUACUUCUUUGGUGAUAAUAACUUCACUGAGUGGCGUUCCCUGUUUGAGAGCUACAACGCUCCUCCAUACAGCCUGCCGAACACCAGCCCAGCCUACAGCUUCGGCAUCGCAGGUCCAGGUACCGGUGUUCCCUUCCACUGGCACGGCCCGGGAUACUCAGAGGUCAUCUACGGCAGGAAGCGUUGGUUACUGUACCCCCCUGACCAGGCCCCAGAGUUCCACCCCAAUCACACCACCCUGUCCUGGAUCACACACUCGUACCCCAACCUGGAGGAGCACAACACACCACUGGAGUGUACCAUCAGACCAGGAGAGGUGCUGUUUUUCCCAGAUCGAUGGUGGCAUGCUACUCUCAAUCUAGACACCAGUGUUUUCAUCUCCACUUUCCUGGGUUGAAGACAUCAUGGUCGUGCCAAGAGGACCAAUCAGAGAUCUUUAUCUGGUGACAUCAUCCCAGAUGGACCAAUCGGAUGCGUGUAGAGCGAUACCCCAAUAGUUCCUGUCAUGUGAUUUAAAUAAAUUAAUUUUGCUUUUAUAUUCUGAAAUUGUUGAUUUAUUAAUAAAUGAUGGUUUUUACACUUCA
Molecule: messenger RNA, 1115 nt
Organism: Clarias gariepinus (North African catfish)
Lineage: Eukaryota; Metazoa; Chordata; Actinopteri; Siluriformes; Clariidae
Gene: jmjd8
Product: jumonji domain containing 8
Exons: 9
Coding region: 131-928 (265 amino acids)
Cellular component (GO): cytoplasm
Source: RefSeq, a predicted model, not a curated record